UCCCCUGAGAUCUAACUAUUGUCACCCACUAAUAUGACCACUGAGCAUGUGUCAGGACAGAUUUCCCUUUUCUUUUCUCCAGCUCUCUGAUUGGCUCAGACUGUGGGAAACAUCAAGCAGACCAAGACCCACACAUUCAUAUGGAGAUGUGGGAGUAUAAAUAGGAGGGAUGAAGCCAGCAGAGAUCAGAUUCUCUCUACAGAGACCUCUGCAACACAGAGAUCCAGACAUGGCACCUACAACCACUGCAGCAAUGACCAACUCUCAGGAACAUCUCACUCUGACACACAAGCUCAGAAAGCCUCUGGUGGAGAAGUUACGCAGAGAGCGAAUCAAUAGCAGCAUUGAGCAGCUCAAGUCUCUCCUGGGUCCAGAGUUCCUCAAACAGCAGCCAGACUCCAAGCUGGAGAAAGCAGACAUCCUGGAGAUGACAGUUUACUUCCUGAGACGACUGCAGCAGCAGCAGCAGCAUCAAGCUGUGGACUCUGUUGAUCAGGGCUACUCCAGGUGUGUCCAACAGGUGGUGCACUUCCUGUCCAAGAAGAAUGUGAAUACUCAGUCCCAGAGAAGACUGAUGGAGCACUUCAACAAGCUGCAGUCUUCCUCUGAGAAGAAGAAGCUGAGAGAGGCUGACUUCUCUCCUCUGAGCUCCACAGUCCAGACCAGCAUCACCAAAGACAAAAGUCCAGUCAACAGCUCCCUCUGGAGGCCGUGGUAGACACCUACAGCCUGGAGUUACAACCAGUCCAAGACAAUAUUAUCUUUCAUGUUAAGAAAAAACUUUUGUCAUUUAUUCAGUUUAAAUGAAACUAAAGCUAACAAUCAUUUGCUAUGAUUGUGUUCCAUCAUCACUUUAUGGUGAUACGUGAUGAAAUGAAGUUUAUUACUUCCUCA
Molecule: messenger RNA, 894 nt
Organism: Mugil cephalus (flathead mullet)
Lineage: Eukaryota; Metazoa; Chordata; Actinopteri; Mugiliformes; Mugilidae
Product: transcription factor HES-5-like
Exons: 2
Coding region: 170-718 (182 amino acids)
Biological process (GO): regulation of neurogenesis; regulation of transcription by RNA polymerase II; anterior/posterior pattern specification
Cellular component (GO): nucleus
Molecular function (GO): protein dimerization activity; RNA polymerase II cis-regulatory region sequence-specific DNA binding; DNA-binding transcription factor activity, RNA polymerase II-specific
Source: RefSeq, a predicted model, not a curated record